Messenger RNA from Diaporthe amygdali, 1155 nucleotides. RefSeq lists its product as uncharacterized. The record is from RefSeq and is a predicted model, not a curated record. Bases 1 to 1155 code for a protein of 384 amino acids. Lineage: Eukaryota; Fungi; Ascomycota; Sordariomycetes; Diaporthales; Diaporthaceae. The transcript has 2 exons.
AUGGCGGACGAAAGACCAUUACAGCAAACAGAGAAAGAUAUUCUCCGUGCCCAGCGAGAAUUAUUAGCCAGGGAGUACCCGCCAACGCCGACCUCUGCCUCCCCCGAGACGCCCACCACCCCGAACGAGGGCCGUCCCGGCGCGGUGAAUAGCUCCGGGGUCCAUCCUUACCUCGACCUGCCACCGUACCCGGGCCCAUCGAACGCGCUUCAGCUGGACCUGGCAGCGUCCACUCAGCAGCAACAGCAGCCCUCCCAGCUGCAAGAUUACCCGGGCCUCCCCCGGCUGGACUACCGCCUCUACUCGCCACCGCUCUUCGAGCUCUCCUCCAACUGCACGACCAUCAAGUCGACGGCGCCCUACCUCUCCAGCACGGUCGAGGCGCUCACGGCCCUCGUCCGCGCGCAGUCAACCGUGCCGCCCAAGCCCCAGAUCCACAUCACCGGCAAGAGGGGGAGCAAGGUCGACUUCGCCAUCAAGCUGAACCUGCUGCCCCUCCUCGUCCCAGAGGCCGCUCCAGGGCGGCAGCAGCAACAGCAGCCGCCGAUGAGCUACAUACGCUGCGUGGGUUCCGGAGAGACGGCGCUGAGGGGCGGCACGAAGCCCGAAAUGCUGCCGGACCUAGGCGACCAUGCCGGACUAGAGGAGUGGGCCCGCAGAUUCGUCAACGACCCGAACCAGGUCAAGGCGUUCGUGCUGGAGCGCGUCGUGACGAACCUCGAUACGAACUGGAUCUCUAGCCAGAUUCGGAUUCUCGUCAAUUCGUUGAAUUACAAGGGCGUCGUCACCGUUUCCUUUCCCGUGACACACUCCAAAGUGGUGGUGCAGAGCCCGGACAGGGUCAACAAGUUCUUCACGGGGAUCACGACGCUCUUCACAGGGAAGAGGACGUACGAGGUCGUCAAGGUGGUCUGGCCCUUCGCAACGCGUGAGAGAACCGAGCCAUCAACGGCGGCCGAGGGGGCCCCGAGGCGCUGUGUGGUCCAGAGUGAGGACCAGUGGUGGAGAGAGUGGGCGCAGCCCAUUAGGUACGCGAUUGGCACGAAGAGGAAUGGAUGGGUCACGAAUGAGGACAAGCUCGAGGCCAUCAUGGAGGGCAAGGGCAAGGGCUUGUCAGCUGUUGACUGGUCGGAAGAAUUUGACGGGGCGGCUUGA